GUGGGGUCUAAAGAUACUUUUUGUAAAGUGCAUACAUAAUAUAUAUGAAGAUCCUAUGCUAAACGAAUUGCUAUAAAAGGAUUUUAGCGUUGUGAGGGGGCUUCAAGAAAAGAAGUGCCACCAAAAAAACCCUCUCCUCCAACUAAUAUUACCAAAAUACCACUUGCCCGGAUCAUGAAGCUCCCCAUCGCCGAAACACCAUCUCCACUUUCCCCACUCGAAAACAUUCCUUCCACUUUAUCCCAAAUCAUCCUCUCCGGCAAUGACCCACUCGAUUCCGCCUUCGCCCACAUCUCGCCGCUGCCGCCUUCGCCGGCGACAUCACCACCACUUAAAAACCUCGGCACCUCCAUCUACCUCCAAAUCUCCGAACUGAUCCGAUCCACCUCCCCCCAUUUCUCGGACGCAAGAAAAAAACUGUAUCGAGGAGUUCGACAAAGACAAUGGGGCAAAUGGGUCGCUGAGAUCCGUCUACCUCGGAAUCGGAUGCGAAUUUGGCUCGGCACCUACGACUCCGCCGAGGCGGCUGCCUACGCGUACGACUGCGCUGCAUACAAGCUCCGUGGAGAAUACGCCAGGCUUAAUUUUCCAGAGAUGAGGGACGCCGAAGGGCAGUGUUCGGAGAGGCUUAGGGAGCUCAGAUCCGCCGUUGAUUCGAAGAUACAGAGCAUUAGUCAGCGGAUCAUGAAGCAGAGGAGGUUAAAAAGGGGAAAAGCUGAAGAGAAGGGGAAGGAAGUGGAAAGUUCUUCUUCUUCUUCGUCUUCAUUUUACUGUGCAUCCGGCGGGAGCGGGACCGGCGAUGCUGGCUGCGCCGAGAUGGACGGCGACGAGUGCUGGUUGUCGAGAAUGCCUUCUUUUGAUCCGGAGAUUAUCUGGGAAGUACUUGCUAAUUAAAAAUCUUCCUGGGGCUUAAAGACAAUAUUAAUUCAAGUGUCCAUUUAUAGAAUAAAUUAGUAUUAUAAUUAUAGUAAGCCCUGUGAUACUUCUCUUUUAAUAAACAAUUUGAUUAAGGAAUAACGCUUUC
Messenger RNA from Phalaenopsis equestris, 1024 nucleotides. RefSeq names its product ethylene-responsive transcription factor ERF061-like. The record is from RefSeq and is a predicted model, not a curated record. The coding region runs from base 175 to 894 and encodes 239 amino acids. Lineage: Eukaryota; Viridiplantae; Streptophyta; Magnoliopsida; Asparagales; Orchidaceae. The transcript has a single exon. Gene Ontology annotation, molecular function: DNA binding; DNA-binding transcription factor activity. Gene Ontology annotation, biological process: regulation of DNA-templated transcription.